UGGCUUCUCUUAGCUUCGCUGUUGCUUGGAGGCCUCGCGGCUACGCAGUGUGCAGCGCGUUUUGGGGAGUGUCCUUCCGCGGAGAAGGAGGCUGCGUUUGAGGGGAAGGAAGGAAAGGCGGAGAGCAGCCGGAACCGGAGCCCCGCGCGGAGGGAUGUUCAAGAACACCUUCCAGAGCGGCUUCCUCUCCGUCCUCUACAGCAUCGGGAGCAAGCCUCUGCAGAUCUGGGACAAGAAGGUGCGGAAUGGACACAUUAAGCGGAUCACAGAUAAUGACAUCCAGUCGCUGGUGCUGGAGAUCGAAGGAACCAAUGUCAGCACCACAUACAUUACGUGUCCAGCUGACCCGAAGAAGACAUUGGGGAUCAAACUGCCCUUCCUGGUGAUGAUAAUCAAGAAUCUGAAGAAAUACUUUACCUUUGAAGUUCAGGUGCUGGAUGAUAAAAAUGUCCGGCGACGGUUCCGCGCCAGCAACUACCAGAGCACCACUCGCGUCAAGCCAUUCAUCUGCACCAUGCCCAUGCGCCUGGAUGACGGCUGGAACCAGAUUCAGUUCAACCUGUCCGACUUCACACGACGAGCCUACGGGACCAACUACAUUGAGACCCUGCGGGUCCAGAUCCAUGCAAACUGUCGCAUCCGCAGAAUUUACUUCUCUGACAGACUCUAUUCUGAGGACGAGCUGCCUGCUGAGUUCAAGCUGUACAUCCCAGUCCAGAACAAGGGCAAGCAAUAACGACGCCACAUCAGGAAGCCCUCCGAGAGAAGCACUGUGAAGCUGGAUGGAAGAGCGGGUUGUUUUAUUUUUAAUUUAGAAGCUAAUUUCCCUAGGGUAACUUUAUUUAAUAAAAAUUGGUAUCUGUACUGUU
This is a messenger RNA of Sceloporus undulatus (fence lizard), 869 nucleotides long. RefSeq names its product cilia- and flagella-associated protein 20. Gene Ontology annotation, cellular component: ciliary basal body; motile cilium. The record is from RefSeq and is a predicted model, not a curated record. Gene Ontology annotation, biological process: positive regulation of cell motility; cilium assembly; regulation of cilium beat frequency involved in ciliary motility. The transcript is spliced from 6 exons. Bases 155 to 736 code for a protein of 193 amino acids. NCBI's taxonomy places the organism in Eukaryota, Metazoa, Chordata, Lepidosauria, Squamata, Phrynosomatidae.